Poecile atricapillus (Black-capped chickadee) is the source of this 10964-nucleotide messenger RNA. It is a transcript of the gene NSD1, whose product is annotated as nuclear receptor binding SET domain protein 1. Gene Ontology annotation, cellular component: nucleus; chromatin. The coding region runs from base 147 to 8699 and encodes 2850 amino acids. Gene Ontology annotation, molecular function: histone H3K36 methyltransferase activity; protein binding. Gene Ontology annotation, biological process: regulation of DNA-templated transcription. NCBI's taxonomy places the organism in Eukaryota, Metazoa, Chordata, Aves, Passeriformes, Paridae. The transcript has 23 exons. The record is from RefSeq and is a predicted model, not a curated record.
GCGGCGGAGCCCGGCGAGGACAGCCAGGCCGCGGGCACCCGGCGCCGCUCCCCGGCGGGCGAGGCUCGGCAAGGCUCGCACGGCUCUGCACGGCAGCCCCGCGGAGGGCGACGGCCCGGCCCGCCGGUGGAUGCCCGCCGCCCGGCAUGGAGCAGGCCUGCGAAGUGAGCCGCCGCAGCUGCCUCGUCCCCUUCGGCACCUCGCUGUCGGCCGCCGAGCCCAAGAGCGGCCCCUUCGGCGAGGCCCGCGGCCCCGAGCCGCCCGCCAUGCAGCUGGCGGCCGCCAAGCCCGGCUACGGCCAGGACCCGUCGUCCUGCUACAUCCCGCUGCGCCGGCUGCAGGACUUGGCUUCCAUGAUCAAUGCCGAGUACCUCGGCGGUGCCGCCGACGGCACUGAGGCCCUGCCCGACCCUGGCUCGCCGGGCCCCCGCCUGCCCGCGGCGCAGGACUCUGCGGCCGAGGUGCCCCGCGGGGCCCGGGCCUUCCCCCUGCUCCUGCGGGACAGUGGAGAGGAGGCGCCGGAGGAGGAGGAGGAGGGCGCCGAGACUCCGGAGGAGGAGGAGGAGGAGGACGACGACGACGACGACGACUACGACGACGACGACUACGAGGAAGAGGAGGAGGACGACGACGACGACGACGACGAGGAGGCGGCGACAGAGCCCGGCCCGCGGAGCCGCGGCCGCUCCGCUCCGCAGCGGGGCCCCGACAGCCGCCUGCAGCCGGCCGAGUCCGUGCCGGACGGCGGCCCCGGGGAGCAGCCUGAGUCCUCGGCGGCCCUGCAACUCAUCCAAGCCGAGAAGAAACCCACUCCAGUGAAGUAUGAAGUUGGGGAUCUUGUUUGGGCCAAGUUCAACAGACGCCCAUGGUGGCCAUGCACAAUUUGUCAUGACCCAGUGCUGGACUGUCACUCAAAAAUGAAAGUUUCCAAUCAGAGACCAUACCGGGAGUACUAUGUGGAUGCCUUAGGAGAACCUUCAGAGAAAGCCUGGGUUGCUGGGAAAGCUAUUGUCCUCUUUGAAGGGAGACAUCAGUUUGAAGAGCUGCCUGUUCUCCGGAAAAGAGGAAAGCAAAAGGAAAAAGGCUACAAACAUAAGGUUCCUCAGAGAUUAAGGGCUAAGUGGGAAGUCAGUGUUGGACAGGCAGAAGAUAUUCUUCUUGGGGGGCCAGAGGAUCAGAAGUGCAGCCAGACCUCCAGCGAGCCGGACAGUGAGAAGGACGUGGAGUUGGAAUACUACACCAAUAGCCCUAGAGCAGAAAGGGACACGCAACUGAACGGCUGCUUUAAAUCCUUGGCCUUUGACUCCAGACACGUGGCCAGUGAAAAAGGAAAAUUGCUCAUCAAGCCACACGUGAAAACAACCUCUGAAAGCAGAAAAAGGACUAGAGUAAAAAAGAGUGGCACAAGAGGGGAAGCAUCGAGGGAAGAAAUCAAAGACAAAACACCAGAGAGCGUAGUUAGAAACGUGAUUGUUGGGGACCUACCAGAGAAACACGCGUCUCACGAGCUUCGCCGGAUUGCCAACAGCCUGACAGCAUCCAGUAGCAGCAGGGAAAACCAUUUGCUUUCCUCCUUUGGAGAAAGACAUUUUGAAAAGACACCUUUAAAACCAGACUGUGAGAAUCGUAAAAGUGAUGCUCUGAAAAACACCCUCCAAGGGGAUUUGUUUUCCAGCCCAUCUUUUGAGAGAGAGAAGAGCUCUCUGGGCAUUUUGUGCAGUUCCAAGUUACAGAUACACUAUUCUGCAUCUGAUGCUGGUGUUGAGAAAAAACGAACUGAAUCAGAUUCAUCCUCUUCCCUCUCUGAUGGUGGGAAUAGUGAUGUAGAUACCAUGGACCAAAGUUCAGAAAGAGCCUCUAGUGCUCUUGAAGUUAGUGAUUCUUCAGAUAAAGUGGAGAAGGACUUUCCUAUGACAUCAAGUGGAAACAUUAAACUUUCCAUGUAUCUUUCUCAGAAGAGCAGCAGAAGGGCCAGGAAGAAGUCGCACAGAGAUCGCAAACCUCUGGGAGGUUCAGUAACCAACAGACUCGAUGCUGAAUUUGCAGAUGGGGAGCUUGAAGUAGGUUUCUCUGAUGCUGAGAUGUCAUUGACACCUCUUGAGUGCUCUUCGGAUGUGAGAAAUGACAAUCUUCCCCUAGCAAACAAGCACACUACCCCCCAAAGUGUUUCCAAGGACAGCUCCUGGCCUGCUGUUACAAAUCAAGCAAUCUUGAAACCGAAAAGCGUGAAAUUACCCCGAAUCAGGAGUAUAAAAUGUAAACAUAAAGAAAAGGUUGCUGGGUUGGAGCCUUCUCUUGCAGAAGAGGAGGGUGGCGUGAAUCGCUGCUCUUCAGAUACCAAAGGUUUCUCUGGCCUUCCGAGAGAUUCUCUUCAGAGAAGUGGAAAAGUUGAUGGUCAGAAACUGUUAAACAACAUGCAUGAGAAACCCAGGGAUUCUACUGAAAUCGAAACAGCUGUGGUGAAGCACGUUCUGUCCGAGCUGAAGGAACUGUCAUAUCGGUCCAUGAACGAUGAUGCCAGUGACUCUGGCACUCCAAAGGCCACAGUACCUUCGCUUUUUGCUUCUGCCCCUGGUCAUGGUCGUUUGCCUAUUGAACCAGAUUACAAAUUCAGCACCUUGUUAAUGAUGUUGAAGGAUAUGCAUGACAGUAAGACAAAAGAGCAGCAACUGAUGACUGGUCAAAAUAUAGUCCCAUUUCGAAAUAGCAGCACAGGUGAUGGUUCUGGAAGCAAUUCAGCAAGUGGUCUCAAGUCUUUGUCUAUUGUAGGUCCCCCAUAUAAAAUAGAAAAAAAUGGAGAUUGUGCCCAGGAAACAGUAACUCCAAACUCCGCUAUAAGCAGCUCCUCAUUUUCACGCAAUCCUCCAACCAAGUUGACAGGGAUUGGUACUGGUAAAAGGGAGCCUGCGAGUGCUGCUGUUUCUGGGACAAAUGGCACAAAUUGCAUGUCCAAACGCAACUGUUCAAAAUCUAAGCAGUCAUCAAAGCUUGGAGAUAAAACAGUUUCAAACAGAAAGGACUUAAAACCAGGAGGGCCAAGUAAGUUACUAAGUCGGUUACCCAGAGAUUCAGGAGAACAUGCAUUCCGUGGGCACGGUUCGGUUACCAGUCCUCUAGGGAAUGAGGCAGAAGAUACUGAGAGGAAAGAGUGUAUUGAUUUAACAGAGCAUUCAACUGAUGAAGACUCUGCCUGUUUAUCUGAUGACAAUUUAGGUCGUGUUGGAAGGAGACCUGAAGCUGGUAGAAAUAAUGAGAGCUGCAAUUCUGCUGCAAAUGGGGAGAGUCCAGACUUGGAUUCAGAGGCAAAUAGUGAGAGCUCUCUUGGUGAUGAGUCUAAUGAUAUAAAUCACGUAGCACCCAAAAAGCGAUGGCAGCGUUUUAACCAAAGCAGUGCUAGAUCUAAUAAGCACAUCAGUAGAUCUAGGGAACAAGGAAACUUGGAGAGUGCCUUUGGCCUGAAUUCUCGUGGCUUUUCACUGAAGGGAAAUGAGUGCUUGGGACGUAGGCAUUCCCCUCAUUCAAAGGUGCUUGAGGGAGACCUGGCAGUUCAGGACUUUGAGAAUCGUUUAGACUUAGUUGAUAAACGUUUGAAUGUAUGUGGUAAGCCAAACACCAGUGUGAUGGACUCAGAAACAGAGCUUGGCAACUUUGCUCCCCAGUCUGAAUUCUCUGCACAAGCACAUUCAGAGAGGAAGCGCCUUAGAAAGCCGAGUAAACGGCUUCUGGAAUAUGCAGAAGAAUAUGAUCACUUGUUUGCACCCAAGAAAAAAUCAAAGAAGGGCCAGGAGCAAAAGGUGAAUUCUGUGACGAGGUCUGAAUUUGAAGGAGGCGUUCCCGCACAAUGCAGUCCUGACAGAGAUACCCAGCGGGGGCCAAGUUCUUUGGUUUCAACUCCAUCUUCAACCAAAGAGUCCCCUCCUGUCCUUGAAGCAGAGUCCUUCUCAGAACUAGGAUCCCACUCCACUGAUCCCCCUAAUCAAGUUCCAGGAGGAUCUUCAGAUUUUCCAGAGGUGGUGGUUCUGUCUUCCUCGGAUGCUUCUGAAGUUUCUGCUUCUCCAGAUGCAGAAGAGGGAUUCCUGAAAUCAGGAAACUUCGAAAGCAAGCGUCAAAGGAAGCCCACUAAAAAGCUCUUGGAAUCAAAUGACUUGGAUACUGCCUUUAUGCCAAAGAAGGAGGAAUGGACUCCCCAAAAGAAGGGUACUGGCCCUUCAGAGAGUGACAGCUCUGAGCUCUACUCACCAGCCCACUUCCAGGAACUGGGAGAAGCUUCUGAAAAGCUCUUGGAGAAACAGCGGAAGCGGAAGAGACAGCGCCAUACCUCUGCUGCAGUCCAUUCCAAGAAGGAGAAAAAUGAGGAGGGGCUGGGGGAGACCCCACACUCUGAGGGGGAGACAUCCGUUCAUGGGACUGCUGCAAGCCCCAAAGAAGGUCAUGAGGAGGGGUCAGAGAAUGACCAUGGAGUGCCUUCGUCCAAAAAGAUACAGGGGGAGCGUGGAGGAGGAGCAGCCCUCAAGGAGAAUGUGUGUCAGAUCUGUGAGAAGCCAGGGGAGUUGUUGCUGUGUGAGGCGCAGUGCUGUGGUGCUUUCCACCUGCAGUGCCUUGGGCUCUCCGAGAUGCCAAAGGGCAAAUUCAUCUGCAAUGAGUGUUCCACAGGGGUCCACACCUGCUUUGUGUGCAAGAGCUGUGGGGAGGAUGUGAAGCGGUGCUUGCUGCCCCUCUGUGGGAAGUAUUACCACGAAGCCUGCAUACAGAAAUACCCACCCACAGUCAUGCAGAACAAGGGCUUCCGCUGCUCCCUGCACAUCUGCAUGACCUGCCAUGCUGCUAACCCAGCAAACAUCUCCGCCUCUAAAGGUCGCCUGAUGCGCUGUGUGCGGUGUCCGGUCGCGUAUCACUCCAACGACUUCUGCCUCGCCGCCGGCUCCGUGGUCCUGGCCUCCAACAGCAUCAUCUGCCCCAACCACUUCACUGCGCGCAGGGGCUGCCGCAACCACGAGCACGUCAACGUCAGCUGGUGCUUUGUCUGCUCAGAAGGGGGCAGCCUUCUAUGCUGCGAGUCGUGCCCGGCUGCGUUUCACCGUGAGUGUCUAAACAUUGAGAUGCCAGAGGGAAGCUGGUAUUGUAAUGAUUGCAAGGCAGGCAAAAAGCCACACUACAAAGAAGUAGUCUGGGUGAAAGUUGGGCGCUACAGGUGGUGGCCAGCUGAGAUUUGCCAUCCUAGGACAAUUCCCGUCAACAUCCAAAAAAUGAAACAUGACAUCGGUGAGUUCCCUGUGCUGUUCUUUGGCUCCAAGGACUACCUGUGGACCCACCAGGCUCGUGUGUUCCCUUACAUGGAAGGUGAUGUCAGCAGCAAAGACAAGAUGGGGAAGGGCGUGGAUGGCAUAUACAAAAAAGCUCUUCAGGAAGCUGCUGUGAGAUUUGAAGAGUUGAAGGCACAGAAAGAACUGAGACAGCUUCAGGAAGACAAAAAGAAUGACAAGAAACCUCCUCCCUACAAACACAUCAAGGUGAACCGGCCGGUGGGGAAGGUGCAGAUCUUCACUGCAGACCUGUCCGAGAUACCGCGCUGCAACUGCAAACCCACGGACGAGAACCCCUGCGGCCUGGACUCGGAGUGCAUCAACCGCAUGUUGCUGUACGAGUGCCACCCCAUGGUGUGUCCUGCUGGUGAGCGCUGCCAGAACCAGUGCUUCUCCAAGCGCCAGUACCCCGAGGUACAGAUCUUCCGCACGCUGGCACGAGGCUGGGGCUUGCAGGCUAAAACAGACAUCAGGAAGGGUGAAUUUGUUAAUGAGUAUGUUGGGGAGCUAAUUGACGAAGAGGAGUGCCGAGCCCGAAUCCGCUAUGCUCAGGAGCACGACAUUACCAAUUUCUACAUGUUAACACUGGAUAAGGAUCGAAUCAUUGAUGCUGGGCCAAAGGGCAACUAUGCUCGGUUCAUGAACCAUUGCUGCCAGCCCAACUGUGAGACUCAGAAAUGGUGUGUGAAUGGUGACACUCGGGUCGGGCUCUUCGCACUUGUAAAUAUCAAAGCUGGGACUGAGCUGACUUUCAACUACAAUCUGGAGUGUUUGGGAAAUGGAAAGACGGUUUGUAAAUGUGGUGCCCCAAACUGCAGUGGCUUCCUAGGAGUAAGGCCAAAGAGCCAGCCCAGCCUCAGCGAGGAGAAGUCCAAGAAGCUCAAGAGGCGGCCGCAGAUGAAGCGCAGGUCGCAGGCAGAGGUGAUGAAGGAGCGGGAGGAUGAGUGUUUCAGCUGCGGGGACGGAGGGCAGCUGGUCUCUUGUAAGAAGUCAGGCUGCCCCAAGGUGUACCACGCUGACUGCCUCAACCUCACCAAGAGACCUGCAGGAAAGUGGGAGUGCCCAUGGCAUCAGUGUGAUGUGUGUGGUAAAGAAGCAGCUUCGUUCUGCGAGAUGUGUCCCAGGUCCUUCUGCAAGCAGCACCGGGAAGGAAUGCUCUUCAUCUCCAAACUGGAUGGACGAUUGUGCUGUACGGAGCAUGAUCCCUGUGGGCCUCACCCUCUAGAGCCAGGAGAAAUUCGUGAGUAUGCGCCUCCCAUAGAAGGCCUGACUAAUGGCGAGGACACUCAGCCACCAGAGCAGCUGCCUGCAGAAACAGAGGCAGACACAGACCUGAGUGUUCAGCCCCUGGACAGCCUACCUCAGUCUGUGGCCCUCAGACUGCAGUCACCAGAAAAGCCCCCUGCUACCCUAGCGCUGAGGCUGCCUUCUUCAGACAAGCCCCCCACCACCCUUGCCCUGAGGUUGCAGCCAUCAAACAAGCCCCCCACAACCCUGGCCCUCAGGCUACCUUCACCAGACAAACCACCUGCCACCCUGGCUCUGAGACUGCCACAGUCAAAUAAACCCCCCGCCACCUUGUCACUGAGGCUGAAGCCAUCCAACAAACCCUCCACCACCCUCUCACUCCGGCUUCAGCCUUCGGACAAACCUCCCACCACCCUGUCGCUUCGCCUGCAGCCAUCAGACAAGCCCCAGGCUGCCCUGUCCCUAAGGCUGCAGUCAGAGAAACAGCCUAUCAUUGUAGCACUGCGGCCUCAGCAGCCAGACAAACCUCCCAGCAACGCCGUGCUCUGGCCACUGGACGAGUCCUCCAGUGACGCCUCGCAGCCCCAGCUGCCGAGCAAAUCUCCUCCGGGAUCUCCGCAGUCCCCGUUGGAUGAGUCACUUGUUACUGCUGGUGACCUGCAGCUCCAGCUGUCAGAUGAGACUCCUGAUGCCCCCGAGGUUUUGGAGUUGUCGGACAAGUCCCUCAUUGAUAGCAGGGCCCAGCAGCCUGAGCUGCUGGAUGAGUUCCCUGUGAAAUGCCUGCAUCCUCCACUGUCUGACAGACUCCUCGCCACAGUGGGGAUGCUGCAGUCCCAGCCGGAGGAUGAGCCUCCUGAGGCUGAUCAGCUCCAGCUUUUGGAUGACUCCUCUGCCCAGAGUCCGCAGCCACAGGCUGUGGAAGAGGCUUCCAGCUCUGUGGUGCCACAGGUCCCGGCCUUGGAGAUGGCUUCCAGUCCUGAGGUGCUGUGGUCUGUUCCCAUUGAAAAAGUCCCAGAUUCCCCAGUCUCACGGAUCUUGCCCUCAGAGAAGGCUCCUGGAUCAGCAGUACCACAAUCCCUGCCUCUAGAAAAGGCUUCCUUCUCUGGGGCAGUGCGGGUCCCCGACACAGAGAAGUCUCCCAGCUCUGGGUCACCUCGUCCCCUGCCUCCAGAGAAAGCUGCUGGUUCGGGUAUGCCUCAGAUCCUGCCCACAGAGAAGGCUCCCAGCUUAGGGUUGCCAUGGUCCCUGUCUCCGGAGAAGGCCCCUGGCUCCCGCUCACCACACAUCCUGCCCACAGAGAAGGGUCUCAGCUCAGGGGCCCUUCGGAUCCCGCUCACACAGAAGUCUCUUUCCCCCGGGGUGGUGCGACCCCUUCCUCCAGAGAAGGCUGCUGACUCCGGGACCCUGCGGGCUCUUCCUUUGGAAAAGGCUCUCAGCUCCGGGGUGUCUCGGCCUCAACUCUUGGAGAGGCCUCUCACUCUUACAGCCCCAUGGCCUCAGGCAUCUGAUAAGCUGGCUGCUGCUGUGGCUCCUCGGCCUCAAGCCUUGGACAAGCCUCUAACUGCAUCAGCUCCGAGGCUGUUGCUGUCAGAAAAAGCGCUGCGUCCUGUCGACCAGAACGCUCAGCUGAAGGAGAGAGGAGCCCCAGCCAUGGAGCUGAGUCCCCAGCAGAAAGAAAGGACCAUGUUAGCUGGGGAGCAAAUCUCUUGGUCUGCUGGGAAGGUGGUGACACACGUCGGACAAGUACCUUGGCCUUCGGAGAAACUGCAGACACAUGAGCAAAGCCACUGGUCCACCACGAAAGCCCUGACGCCUGCGGAGCAGCCUUCCCGGACAGCAGAGAAACUACCAGAGCCAACCCUUCAGCCCAGCUGGGAAGUGGCCUCAGCCCCCUCGGAGCAGACCCCGUGGACAUCAGAGAGAUUACGUGCAUUCGAGCAAACCCCUCGGCCAGCCAGGGAAGCACCGGUGCCCCCAGAGCAGGUGCAGUGGCUUGUCACGAACAUUCAGACAAUUGAUCAGAUUGCUUGGCUGGGUGGAAAAGCACAGACUCCUCGGGGGCAGGACCCUUUGCCUGAGCAAAACACAGCGCUAGCCCGUAACCAGGAUUCUGUCUGUCGUGAGUUGGCUGACUCAGAGCCAAAGUGAGGUUGGUGAAUAUGGGAGGCAGGUUUCAGUCGUUUAAUGUUUAGGGAGGGGGAAUCUUUGUUUUGUUUUUUUUAUUCACUUCCCUGAGCCCAGCCCCUAACCCAUGCACAUCCCAUCCAUAUUCUCUUGUGACAUGAGCAAGGACAUUCUCUUAAAUCUGAGUCUGGCCCAGCCAAAGGGAGAGAGCAUCUGUGACCUUUUCCUCUUCCUUUUACAAAUGGUGAAGCUGAAAUAAAGAGUCCACUCUGGGUAAAAAUCUCCAAUUCCAUUGAAAUGGUCACAUUACUGAUCCAGCAUGUUUUAGCUCCAGGUUUGAUUCGUAGGUGGGUUCCCAGGCACAGCCAGGGGCCUUGCUCUUGUUACUACAUUUAAAGAAAGUGGAUCAGUCAGGCUGCCCUGGCACUGGAGAUGUUUCAGGGAUCACGUGGUGAGCAGUCAGAUGUGUGUUCUUGCCAGACUUAAGAAGCAGAGAAGGGAUUUUUUUGUCACCUGCCCAGGUCUCUGUCACUGCAGGGCGUUGCUUUACGAGGUUUGUCUGUGUGUUCACUGGGACAUGCUGUGUGUGGUUUGCUCAAGGACAGGGAUCGUCUCCAGUGAGAUGGGAGAGGAGCUCCUGCACUCGCUCAGUGCAGUUUUCUCCAGCAAUAGGCAGUAUCCAUUCAGGCUCCUUUUUUACAGAGCUGCAACUGGCCAAGCCCAAGAAGCGGGAAAUCUGGAGGAAGUCAGGGAAAAGAGAGAUCUUGGAAGAAGUCAUCUGGCAGUUUUUUCAUUCUUGUGUCUUAAUCCUUUAGCACAGGACACGCGGAGCGUUUUCCUGCACUUGACAACGUAGUGACCCAUAAAGCAGCAAUAGCGGAGCAGAACAGAGUGGGUUCCUGGAGGUGCUGAGCACUGCCCUGCCAGGGGGGCAGUGCUCCCUUUCAAAUUUCCAUCCAGUCUCUUCUAGACCUCUGUUGUCAGCGUGAGCCAGCGGACUGAGCAGUCCUUUCUCCCUUUGCCUCAGACGUGUUCAGAACGUGUUCCCAUCACACCUGGUGUUGCCAGCAGCAAGCCAAGCCUGUCCCGCUCGCUGCACAGCGCAGAGGCAAGGGUGCCGUAGCUGGAUCGGGACCCAUCUCAACACCUUCCCCUUGUGUAGCUUCUGGCUUAACUCUUCUACAACCAAAGGAGACUUGAAUUAACUGGACUGUGUUGGUGUGCAUGUGUGCGCGCGUGUGCGUCCAUCCAACUGAAUUGUAGUUCUCACACUGGAACACGGUGGGCUCCAGCAGCUGGCUGGCUUUUUUUUCCUCUUCUCCCCUUUACAGUGAAGGCAAUAUUUAGUACCUGGUGGUCAUUGGGCUGGUGUCCAGACUAGGCCUGCUGAAAGCCGUUCACUCAAGCGUUGAGGCAGAAGUUGGCUUGGCUGUGGUGCUCGUGGGGCACACAGUAGAGUCCCAGGGACCUGCAGCAUCUUGUGACCAGCGGCACCCUCACAGGCAGGAGAAGCACAGACCUCCUUCAAAGGAGGCCAGGUAGCACUGCCAGGCCUGGAUAGGGUUGGUGUCCUGCCGAGGAAACGCUGCUGACCAGCUUUUUCCCACUCUCACAACACAUUACCUCUGUAAUUACCUGAGCUCCACCGAUCUGGGGCUGCAGCCUCGGAUCUCCGUGCCGCCGCCAGACCCUUGCGCAGCUCCAGUGUGUGUAUCCUUCUCCUUCAGGCAGAUCCACAGGCCCCUCCCAGGCAGGGAGAGUUCAGCCCCAUGCUGACCUCCUUCCUCCACCAUGGGAGCAGGUCCUUGUUCCCUCCUGGCUUGCAAAUGGCUGCUGCUUCCAGAGCAGACGGUCACGAGCUUUGCAGUUCUCUGUGAAGGGAGGCAGACACCUGUACCAAGACAAAUCCCGAUCCAUUCUCCUUUCCUGAUGUGUGCACCCUGGGACAACGUCCUGCUGUAAAAGGCCGGGUGUGCUGGGCACAGGGGGACAUUACCAGUGCUAUGGUGCAUCUCUUCUCUAGUCCAAAUCAUUUCAGAUCCUUUGUAGAAUAGCUCACGACUUGGAAAAGCUUUAUGGCUUAUGGAAACUUACUUGUUUAAUGUUGUUUUUUUCCAGGAAGACUGGCAGGUCAGUUCCUGCUUGCUGCUGAAACUAGGGAAAUGCAAGCAGCUUGCAUUUCUGCGUGACUCCUCCACAAAGGGAAUCAGGACAACUCAGAUCCGUUGAGAGAGAUUACCUUAAGGGCAUUCAUUAAGGUUUUUGAAUAAAAGUUUUUUUAAAAAAUUA